Acyrthosiphon pisum (pea aphid) is the source of this 1331-nucleotide messenger RNA. RefSeq names its product mitochondrial transcription termination factor (gene mTTF). Gene Ontology annotation, biological process: regulation of DNA-templated transcription; termination of mitochondrial transcription. The record is from RefSeq and is marked provisional. Lineage: Eukaryota; Metazoa; Arthropoda; Insecta; Hemiptera; Aphididae. Gene Ontology annotation, cellular component: mitochondrial matrix. Gene Ontology annotation, molecular function: double-stranded DNA binding.
AUGAUAACGAGAGUACGAGAAUCAUUUAUGUGGUUUUUAACUAAUUUUUCCAAUUUUCCAUGUUCUUGUAACUUCAUAUUGUUAUAUUUUGUACAAUUUUAAAAUACUCCGUUUCUAUUUUGAGGAUACACAAGUUAUAAUUUAUUUUAAUGUUCAACUAUCAUUGAAUACAGCGCAAUAUAAUGUUAGUCUCAAAUUUAUUUAAAACAUUAAAAUAUUCAAAUGUUAUUAGAUUAAGAAAAUAUCUAAGUACAAUAAUUGAUAGAAAGCAAGAUGAAGUUCAAUUUAAAAUUAAUUGUAAUUCAAACUACUCUGAGAAAUUCAACUGUUGUAUUAAAAAUGGACUCACUUCUAAUGCAGUUCUUAGUAAUGAAUGGAUUUUCAAAAUGAAUAUCGAUAAUUUAAAUAAUGGACUGAAAUUACUCAAAAAAUGGAAUCCUAAAAAAAUGGAUGAUUUGUUUGUACUUCUUCAAAUGCCUAUGACAAAACUUGUAUAUCUUACUAAAAAAACCCAUUUAGAAUCAACAAUUGUGCCACAUGGAAAUAGAGUCUAUUAUUUUGCCUCUACUUUUGAGAAAAAUCCCCAAGAAGUAUGUUACCACUUGAUGCAUUACAAAUUUUUAUUCACGCGGAACUUCACAACUCUUCACCACAUCUAUCAAAUUUUAAUUGAAAAUAAUGUCGAUAAGAAUGAUAUUUGGAAAGAUACAUGGAUAUUUAUGUACAGCAUUGAUCAAAUUAAACACAGAAUUUCUCUUACUAAAACAGCAAAUUUAACGAUUAAGCCCUGGAUGUUACGGUGUAAGACUGAAGUAUAUGAAAGGACUGUAGAGAUAAAACAAGAAAAUAGAGUUGUUCUCAAUAAAGACUCUACCGCACAAUAUUUAGCUAAAAGACUGAAAGUACCAGAAAAAACUAUUCGCUAUAUUAGUUCCAAAUAUCCUACAACAUUGAGAGUUAGUCCUACUAAAUUGAAAGAAAUAUUAGAUUUUCUUCUCAAAGAAGGAUAUAGACCUUCACAUAUACUGAGUACUCCACGUGUAUUUACUCACAGUAUUUCUACUCUACAGGAACGAUUAACUGAGUUAAGAGAUCUUGGUGGUGAACCUACUUUGACUGCCUUAUGUAAAAACAAAACAACUUAUCAAGAAUUAGUUAAUAAAUUAAUUUUGAAAAACACUAAAGGAUAUAUUUAAGGAAUUAUUAUACUAUCAUACCUAAGAAUUAAGUAAAAAGUAAUAAUGUAUAUUUCCAUUAACUUCAUUUUUAAUACAAUUUAUCAUGUUAAACAACAAAUGAUACUUUAAGAAUUAAACACUAUAUUAAGUUGA